Ogataea philodendri is the source of this 1251-nucleotide messenger RNA. RefSeq lists its product as uncharacterized. The transcript has a single exon. Bases 1 to 1251 code for a protein of 416 amino acids. The record is from RefSeq and is a predicted model, not a curated record. Gene Ontology annotation, molecular function: monooxygenase activity; FAD binding. NCBI's taxonomy places the organism in Eukaryota, Fungi, Ascomycota, Pichiomycetes, Pichiales, Pichiaceae.
AUGCCUGAAAAGAAAGACUGUAUGAAUGUUGGCGUGAUAGGCGGUGGAAUUGCCGGUCUCACAGCUGCCUUAAGUUUGAGGAAGUUUGGUCACGAGGUGACCAUCUACGAAAGAUAUCAUUACGCAGGAGAGGUCGGGGCCAGCUUAUCGUGUGCCUCUAAUGGAGGUCGUUUGCUCAAAGAGCUUGGUGUUCCACUCCUGGAUACUAAACCGGUCAUUCUCAAAAAGCUGAUCAAGCGUAAUUUCCAAGAUGGAGAAACCACCGGGGUUUACGAUCUUGGAGAUUAUGAGAAGUCGUUUGGUGUUCCUUACUACAAUCUCCACAGAGUCGACAUUCACGACUUGUUGCUCAAGUGCGCUCUUAGCGAGGAAAUGGAAGGAAUCCCAUGUAAAUUGCUGGUUGACCACAAAGCUCUCUCUGUGGACGCGGAGAAUGGAAAAGUCAAAUUUGAAAAUGGGUAUGAAGCCGCGCAUGAUCUGAUCGUGGCAGCUGACGGUAUCAGAUCGCUUACUCGUGAGCAAAUUGGCAACGAGCCAAACUUUACUCCUUCUACAUCAUGUUGUUUCAGAUGUCUGUUUGACACGAAGGAAGUGCUUGCUCGUGGUUUGACUGACUACUCCAAGAAUGAGGCCAUCGAGUACUGGUGGAGAGGAACUCCAGGAUUGUCUGGAAUUGAUAAGAUUGUCAUGUCUCCAUGUAAAAAUGGUGAGGUGGUCUCCUGCUACUGCUUCUAUCCAUCUUCUAAGAACGAUCUAAGAAUGGGUGGAUGGAACGAUGAGGCAUCAACUGAAGAGCUCUGCGGCACAUUCCCCGAUCUUGAUCCUAAAGUGCUCGAUCUCUUCAAGAUUGCCUACGACAUCAAACAAUGGAGACUUUAUGUUCAUCAACCAUACGAGCACUGGCAGAAAGGAAAAGUGGUGCUGCUUGGAGAUGCGAUUCACCCAAUGAUGCCGGACCAAUCUUUGGGAGCUGUCACUGCUAUCGAAGAUGCUUUUGCUAUCGGAUACAUCUUCAGCAAAGAGUUCAAUUUUUCUGUUGAAGAUGGCUUGAGACUUUAUCAGGAGGUCAGAAAGCCAAGGGCUACCAGAAUUCAGGCCGCUUCCCUGAGGGCUAGGGAAAACUUAAAUGAACGUAUCGGAUGGUCUUCCAAGGAAAACGACAACCCAGAUAAACUUACUAUUACCGAGAUUUGCGGUUACGAUAUCAAGGAAGACAUCAAAAACACGGCCAUGAAACUGGGAAUUUUAUAG